Messenger RNA from Dicentrarchus labrax (European seabass), 1375 nucleotides. RefSeq names its product phytanoyl-CoA dioxygenase domain containing 1 (gene phyhd1). The transcript is spliced from 11 exons. The record is from RefSeq and is a predicted model, not a curated record. The coding region runs from base 189 to 1067 and encodes 292 amino acids. NCBI's taxonomy places the organism in Eukaryota, Metazoa, Chordata, Actinopteri, Moronidae.
CCAUACAGGCUUCUGCGUUGCAACGAAAGAGUUAAAGUCCAAAAUCCUAUUAGGCCUCUGUAUGGUUACACUUUAAAUGAUUAAGACAGGUCACAUGGUCGGAAAUCAGUUGCUGCAGGCUGCAGUUUACCCGGAUGGUACACAUCGUAUCCGUCCGAUGAGCUGGACCUCUCUCCGAACAGGCCACCAUGGAUUUUAUGACAGAUCGGGACGUGCAAAAGUACGUGGAGGAUGGGUAUGUGGUUCUGGAAGGGCUGUUGAGCUCUCAGGAGUGUGACGAGCUGAGGCAAAGGAUGGCAGAGAUAGUGGACCAGAUGGAUGUCCCGGAGCACUGCCGCACCACCUUCUCCACCUAUCACGACGAGCAGCUCAAAACACAGGGAAAUGCUGACUAUUUCAUAACCAGUGGAGAUAAGAUCCGCUUUUUCUUUGAGAAAGGAGUUUUUGAUGACAAAGGGGAAUUCAUCGUGCCAAAACAGCGAUCACUAAAUAAAGUCGGACAUGCACUACAUGCCUAUGAACCAUUGUACAAAAAGGUUACACAUUCACCCAAGAUUCAGGGCAUAGCGAAGAAGCUGGGGCUUGCAAGUCCUGUGAUACUGCAAAGCAUGUUCAUUUUUAAGCAACCAGGGAAUGGUGGGGAAGUCACGCCGCAUCAAGACGCCACAUUUCUGUACACAGAGCCUCUGGGCAGAGUUAUGGGGGUGUGGAUUGCCCUGGAAGAUGCCACUGUUAACAAUGGCUGCCUGUGGUUCAUCCCGGGGUCACACAAUAGUGGUAUUUCUCGACGUAUGGUGCGCACCCCACCGGGCACCUAUCCCCUGACAGACUUCACCGGUCGAGAGCAGACCUACGAUGAUGAGAAGUUUAUCUCCGUGCCUGUUAAAAAAGGUGGUGUAGUCCUGAUCCACGGAGAGGUGGUGCAUCGCAGUGCUGAAAACACCUCCGAAGACUCCCGCCACGUCUACACCUUCCACAUCAUGGAAAGUAAGGACACCCGCUGGAGCCCCGACAACUGGUUGCAGCCCACUGAGGAGCUCCCUUUCCCGCCUCUCUACACUAAAUGAAGGAUGUUUUUUGGCAUUUGGCGCAGCAGUUUAUGGAGAGAUACUCAAUCCUAUCCUAAAGAAGGACCAAGAUACAGAAGGACCAAUAUGUAUGAACUGUUUUAACCAUAGAAAAUGUACUGCCAUUCUCAUGGCUUGUUUGUGUCCUGUAUGGAACCAUUUGUGGUACGUAGCCUGAUGUUACUGCGACAAAGUCAAUACUGAAUUAAUGGUGACUAAUUCUUAUUUUUGAUGCAUAUAACAAUAUUUUUUAAUGAUAUUUUUUAAUACAGUGAAAAAUUAAUUUGAAUAAACAUUUUUAAACUUUU